This is a messenger RNA of Betta splendens (Siamese fighting fish), 1647 nucleotides long. RefSeq names its product kelch domain-containing protein 1. Gene Ontology annotation, molecular function: protein binding. The coding region runs from base 170 to 1354 and encodes 394 amino acids. Lineage: Eukaryota; Metazoa; Chordata; Actinopteri; Anabantiformes; Osphronemidae. The record is from RefSeq and is a predicted model, not a curated record. The transcript is spliced from 14 exons.
AAAAAAACGGAAAUGCUAUCUUGUUUUUCACGUUUGAAUCUUAACAUACAAACCCGAUACUUUCACGGAACGAGGCUCCUUUGACUGUUUAUGGUGAACGAAAUGAUUUGGUUUUCACAACAUGGCUAAAAUCGAUAAAACAUAAGGUGUGUCGUAUCAAUAUCCAGCCAUGGAUGCCGACUUUGAGACGCACUGCUCGGAGCUGGUGGCCCGUGAGAGGAGCGGACACACGGCUGUGGUGGAGGACAACCUGCUGUACGUGUGGGGCGGUUACAUGUCAGUUGCUGACGAUGAGGUUUUUCUACCCAAUGAUGAAAUCUGGGUCUACGACUUAGAGCGCGGUGUCUGGAAGGUUUUUCACAUGACAGGGGACGUCCCCCCCUCCAUGUCCGGGACCUGCAGCUGCUACCUGAAUGGGCAUAUGUACAUAUUUGGAGGGUGCGAUGACAAUGGGCAGACCAAUCAGAUCUAUUGUGUCGACCUGAAAGACGGCAAAUACACAUGGAGGAAGAUCAUACACGAGGUCGGUUCUGCUCCGUCCCCAAGGGACAAAUUAUCCUGUUGGGUUCAUAAAGGAAGAAUCAUCUACUUUGGAGGAUAUGGUCACAAACAGCUGACUGACACUGACCACAGAAACAGAAGCUUCAUUGUGGAUGAAGCAUCAUGGGUGGGGGGAGUUUUCUGGGGAUGGAACAACGAGGUUCACGUAUUUGAUCCCACUCGGGCCAGCUGGAGUGAGCCGCAAACGCACGGCCGAGCUCCCGCGCCCAGGGCUGCCCACGCCAGCGCCACAGCUGGAGGGAGAGGAUACGUCUGUGGGGGCAGAGUCAUGGAGACCAGGACUAGUGACGUUCACUGCCUGGACUUUGAAUCUUGGAUGUGGUCAGAAAUACUCCCAGUAUCCUCCACUCCAGUGGGCAGGUCAUGGCACACGCUUACUGCCGUCUCAGACAGCUCCUUGUUCCUGUUCGGAGGGCUCAGCGUCGACUGCAAGCCAAUGAGCGACGCGUGGUUGCUUGAUGUGGAAACAAAGAAGUGGCGAGAAGUGGAGCAUCCCUUUAGGAAUAAGCCAAGGUUGUGGCACUCGGCGUGUCCAGGCCAGGACUCGGACGUCAUCGUGUUUGGUGGAAGCUGCGACUACAUUCUCCUCAUCGACACGGGUCAUUGCAACGAUGCGCUUGUCUUCCAGACGCAGCCAUAUCCUCUGAUUAGGAUUUGUGAGGACUACAUUGCAAAGAAUGUGAGAGACUGCGAGCUGCUCCGAGCUCAGCUUCAUCUGCUGCCCACUAAAGUCCUCUCAGCGGUUCAGACCAGGAUGACGUUCUACAGGCCUUCAAAGAAACAGAAACAUUAGGUGUCUUCAAAAAUAAUCAUCAGUGGAUUUUUAUUUAUGUCGUUCAUUCGCUUCAGUGUAGAAAUAUUCACACUGUGCGGUAACAUUUUUAUUUUUAAAUACCUAAUAUUAUAUGGUGCUACAUUUUAUUAAUUGACUAAUUUUAUUUUUUACUAUAUGCCUUUUGAAACUAGGAUGUCUGUAAAGGCUAAAUGCACACUGCCUGGGUUAUUAGUUAAAUAGUGGAUUAUAUAGUCUUAUGUGGAAUAAGCUGUGACGUACAGGAUAAAUUAAACACUCACACGUUUUCAUGA